Naegleria lovaniensis is the source of this 1047-nucleotide messenger RNA. RefSeq lists its product as uncharacterized. The record is from RefSeq and is a predicted model, not a curated record. The transcript has a single exon. Bases 1 to 1047 code for a protein of 348 amino acids. Gene Ontology annotation, molecular function: protein binding. Lineage: Eukaryota; Heterolobosea; Eutetramitea; Acrasida; Naegleriidae.
AUGAGUUCAUUAACGAAACAAUUUUCAUCGACCUUUGAUCCUAAUAAUGAUGAUCACCCUAUCGUAAAAAUUACGUUACACGAUUUAUGUCCUAUCGGAAGCUUUAAUGAUCUAGCUGGAUAUUCCAAUGUAAUUCCCGAGUUUUACAACAAGAUGAGAAAUGUAAAACGAAAAAUUGCCUUCUCCUUGAAUUUUGAUCAUGUUGCAUCCAUUUCCGUUCCAGACGUGAUUGAAGUACGAAUAUCCCAUAACUGUAAUUGUAUUGUAACUUUAAGCACUGAUUCGGGUUACAAAUUUUAUUGCCUUGAUUUGAACACUCACAAACAAGUGGCCAUCUUUGGUGCAAUUGGAAAGCCUUCUUAUUUUCAUGUCGAAGAAAACUAUGAUGGCAAUCAUAAUGAUGCUUUGAUUUAUGGAACCUCUGACGGUGUUUUAAAAUUUGAUUUAAAACAGUUAAUACGAAAUAAUGAAAGCAAUACUAAUUAUAUUUGGAAACAAUCAGGAUUAACUAGUUCUCGUGGAAUUGUCAGCUCUCAUGCUUGUAAUGAAGCAAACAUCAUCUAUGUAUGUAAUACAGAAACUAACAACGUUGUUGCCCUCAGCUCGAAAACAGGAGAAAUAUUGUACACCUUGGACGACGACGAAUCCAACGCUGAAUUGGAAAAUAUGCAUUCUAUUGAAAUUACUGACACCAAUAACACAUUAUUUGUUUCUCAAUAUAGAAAAGGUAUUCUCAAACUGUACCGAUCGUCAUUAGUACCAUGUAUAUGGAAAAAAGGGUUACUAUAUGGAGGAGAUGACAUAAAAACUCCUGAUGGAUUAGUAUUUGACACUGUUUCACGUCACCUUCUUGUUUGUGAUUAUGGAAAGAAUGGUAUUGUUGUCUUGACAGAAAAUGGUCAGGUUGUCAAGCUUUUUUCUGAAGAAGAAAAAGAAGAAGAAGCGGGAAAAACAAAGUUUGAUCCUACGGGACUAUGUCUGGAUGCACAGACAGGAUUUCUCUAUGUGGCCGAUUCGUCAAAUAAUAGGAUUCGAAUUUUCAAAUAG